UGCUGGAUGCUCUCUAGACGACUGCUAUCGACGACCGUACACAGAGCCUCCUCGCAGCACCUCAAAUCUCUGCCGCUCACUUUCGCUCUCGCUAGAUCGCCACCUCGUGCUAUCGUAGACCUUCGCCCAGGACCCAAAGCAAGGCUCUUUCACGCUUCCUCUCUGAACAUGUCUGCAGCACCACUGCAACUUCCCCACCUCGAGGGUGUCGAGGCAGCCAAGCGAGCAGCAGCCUACGCUGCUGUCGACAACCACGUCAACCAUACCCAUAAGAUCAUUGGCGUCGGCUCCGGCUCGACGGUGCCCUAUGUCGUCGAACGGAUUGUCCAGCAGGGCGCCAACGUGAAUGCCGACAGGUGGUUCGUGCCCACGGGCUUCCAGUCCAAGGAGCUCAUCAUCAAGUCUGGCCUCCGCCUCGGCGACGUAGACAACUAUCCCGAGAUCGAUGUGACAAUCGAUGGGGCGGACGAGGUCGACUCGAAGCUCAACUGCAUCAAGGGCGGCGGAGCUUGCCACUUGCGAGAGAAGGUUCUAGCCGAGGCCGCAGCAACAUUCAUCGUCGUGGCAGACUACCGAAAGGAGUCGAAGCUGCUCGGUGACAACUGGAAGCAGGGCGUCCCCGUCGAGGUGGCCGAGUUCGCCUAUGCAAAGGUGCUUCGUCAGCUUGUCAAGAUGGGAAGCACCAAUGCUGUUCUGAGAAUGGGCAAGAUGAAGGCUGGCCCUGUCGUCACCGACAACGGCAACUUUGUCAUUGACGCAGCCUUCCCAGAGGCGGUGAUGCGGGACCCACAGGACCUGCUGCAGCGCAUCAAGCUCCUUACGGGUGUUCUCGAAGUUGGUCUCUUCUGCAACAUGGCAAAGGCGGCCUACUUCGGCAACCAAGACGGCACCAUCACCUCUAAACUCGUCGACGGUACAGUGAAAUCUGGUGUUGUCUUUGACGUCACCAAGUCGCCUGCUCAGACAUCAUAAAUCCUCGUCUAGUGGUAGAUUGCCCGUAGAACGUGAAAUGGACGAAAAUUGUAGCAUUAAGCGGAUCCAAUAG
Molecule: messenger RNA, 1045 nt
Organism: Acaromyces ingoldii
Lineage: Eukaryota; Fungi; Basidiomycota; Exobasidiomycetes; Exobasidiales; Cryptobasidiaceae
Product: putative RKI1-D-ribose-5-phosphate ketol-isomerase
Exons: 4
Coding region: 169-972 (267 amino acids)
Biological process (GO): D-ribose metabolic process; pentose-phosphate shunt, non-oxidative branch
Cellular component (GO): intracellular membrane-bounded organelle
Molecular function (GO): ribose-5-phosphate isomerase activity
Source: RefSeq, a predicted model, not a curated record